Molecule: messenger RNA, 2001 nt
Organism: Paramecium octaurelia
Lineage: Eukaryota; Ciliophora; Oligohymenophorea; Peniculida; Parameciidae
Source: the annotation of a GenBank genome assembly
AUGGGUAAAUUAAAUAAAGAAUAGAGACUUGAGAAGUAAUUGGCCAAAAAAGUAGAAAAGUAGGAUGCCUAUCAGUAAGUCAAAUUGUAAGAGAUUCCUGAAGAUGAUUUUAAUGUUGCCAAUCUGAUUUAAACACUUGAAGAUCAAGGAUAGUAGAUUGAUAGUGUUAAAACUCAAUACUUAAGAGUGCAUGAAAAAGCAGUAAGUCUAAUCAAUUAAAUUUAGAGGAUUGUAUAAGAACCAGAAACUCAAGCUGAAAGAGACUUACAAGAACGUAAAGUGGCUGCAACUGUGAUGAAGUAAGAUAUCAAAAAGUGGUUACCCAUUGUGAAGAAAAAUAGAGAGUCUGAGAGGAUAGACUUUACUAAAUAGAGGAAUGUCUAGAUAUCGAAGAUGUAAAUCAAUACAAUAAUGUAAUUAGUUCUGAUACUUCCAAUGCUUUAUUAAAUAAUCAUUUAGGUGUUAAACUAUAAAAUGCUAUGGAGGAAGUCGAGAAGGUCGAACAAAAACAAGAGUUGAAUGGGUAAUCAAAUCAAUAAAAGAGCAAUUUGCAAUUCUACAAUGAUCUAAAAAUGAAGAAGAUUUCAUCAAUUAAAUCUAAAAUCUACAAAUAAAUUAAGAAAAAGAAAGGUAAUAAGGAGAAGCUUAAAUUAAUGGCUUAACUAACACCUGCUGAAAGAAGGAAAGAAAUUGAGAAAUUGAGAUUAUCAAGAGCAAAGGAAAGAAUAACACUUAGACACUCGACCAAGAAUAAGUAUGUCUCUUAGCUUCUCAGAUUUGGAGGAGACAAGAAAUCUCUGAAACAACAAUAGUCAUUCCUCAAUAAUCUUAAACAUUAAUUAUUGGCCAAGGCAUAACUUAACGAAUUGGAGGAUGGCGAAUUUGACGAAGAGAACUUUAGAGAAUAAGCAAUUACUCAAUUGGAAUAAGAAUUAUUAGAUAUUGAAAGGAGAGAGAAGGAAAAAUAAAAUAAUUUUGGAUUCUUAGACAAAUAAAAGAAGCAAGACUUGCAAUAAUCAAAAUCCAUAGCAUAGAAGUUAUUGACAAUGCUCAAAUCUGGGAAUGAUGAUGCUAUCUAAAUAGAUGAAUCAGAAAAUCAAGAAUAGAAUAGUGAUGAAAACUAUGAGCCUAAUGAAAAUGGUGAUAAGGAUAAAUCAAAAAAUAAUGUUGAGAAUAACGAGUUCAAUGGCAGAGCAAAUUUUGUUAAUGAAACUAAAUAAUUAACUGAAACUUAGAAGAAGAAGAUUGAUGCAAAGACUUCUUUGUCUAAUUAUUUAAAUUAAGAACCUGAGAAGCAAUAAUAAUAAAAUAAAAUAGAAAAACAAUUAACUGUUUAAGAAGAAAAGAAGUAAUUGAUAGAAGGAUUGAAUAUCAAGAAUAUUAAAUAGAAGUAUGAAAAACAAGUGAAUUAAAAAUUGACUAAUCAGGACUUAAAGAAAUUGCAAUCAGAUCCGGAUGAAUUGUUAUAAUAAAAUUUGGCUAAUUUCAAUUUAGUUUUGGAUGAAGAUGAAGUAUUCAAUUUAAUCAUUAAACUUUUAGAAUGAAAAUGCAUUUAUAGAUGAGAAAAUAAAAGAUAUGGAAGAGGAGUUGCCUCCUGAACCAGCUAAUACAAAAGGAUGGGGAUCUUGGGCUGGAUUUGGUAUCAAAGAGAAAAAGCCAUUGACUUAGGAGUAGAUUUUAUAGAAUAAAAUAAAGAAAAUUAGAGAAGUGUAAAAGAAGAGACAGGAUGCAAAAUUAGAUAAUGUGAUCAUUAGUGAGAAAAGAGAUGUUAAGGUAUAGAUCAAUAUAAGGAUGUUUUAGUUUGCAAAAUAUUUAGUUCCAAAAUUGCCAAGUGAAUUUGCCAAUUCCUCACAAUUUGAUUAAUUACACACUUUGCCUCUUGGUCCGGAAUGGAACAGUUUGACUAGUCAUUCAGCAUUGACGUAGCCAUAAAUAAUUACUAAGGCAGGAGUUGUAAUAAAUCCUGUCAAGAUUCCUUAACAAAUAAACAAACUUGUUUGA